This is a messenger RNA of Cladophialophora bantiana CBS 173.52, 1041 nucleotides long. RefSeq lists its product as uncharacterized. The record is from RefSeq and is a predicted model, not a curated record. Lineage: Eukaryota; Fungi; Ascomycota; Eurotiomycetes; Chaetothyriales; Herpotrichiellaceae. The transcript has a single exon. The coding region runs from base 1 to 1041 and encodes 346 amino acids.
AUGAAGCGAUCAACGCGCACCAAUUUGCCCUUGGCAGUACUGUUCAUCGCUGCAGCCAAGGCGCAGACAAGUACAGUUAUCAAUGAUCCGGCGGACACUGGUGCUACUACUGUAUACUAUUCCGUCUGCCCGACUGCUUUGACCACCACCACCACCUUGUCAAGCACCAUCACUUUCUGCCCGGGUCCCAACUGCAACGGAGGUGGUCCUGUGAUCACGCCUCCUCCCACCAGCCCAAGGGGUACCGAGAUCCUUAGCUACACCACUACCCUUCCAAAUGGGGACGUGGAGGAAAUCCACGAGUACCUCACCGUCUACCACCAAAUUUGUAGCAACGGUCAGUCUAUCGGACAAGCCACCUACACCAUCACGGAGGCUUGUCCCUGUGAAGCCACCACGAACCCUACCUCCAUUCCCGAAGGCUUUACUACUACCGUUGUGUCCUGCGAUGUUUGCCACAAUGGUGGAGCGACCACAAUGACUAUUACUACACCAUGUUCAACCGGCCCGUAUGCCACCCAGACCCCAGUGAUUGGACCAACCGGCGGUGCCAAUGCUCAAGCACAAGCAGCAGCAAGUGCCGAAGCUAAUGUGGAAGCUGCGGCCGGAUCCGGUGCUGGUGCUGGCUCAUCCAGCGAAAGUUCGGGCAGCAGUGGCUCCUCCGGCAGCUCGGAUACUGGCUCCGGAAGUGCAAACGCCAACGCCAAUGCCAACUCUGAGGCUUCCUCCGGCAACAGUGCUGGCGGUGCCAAUUCCGCAUCGAGUGCAAACUCUGCUGCUAGCGCCAGCAGUGGCGGUUCCGGUGCUGCUGUAAACGCUAAUGCAAACGCAGCAGCCAAUGCUGCCGCCAGUGCCGAAGCUGGAAUCAACAGCGGUAACAAGUAUACCAAUGGUACUGGCAGCAAUGGCACCAUUUCACCGCCCAUCACGCCUGUGGCCCCCGGCAGUGCCUCCCAGUUCACAGGUUCUGCGGAUAAAAUGGGUCAUGCUAUUUCUUCCGUGUUUGCUUUUGCCAUGGGAUGCUUAGCGUUCAUGCUAUGA